CAAUCAAACUAGACUUAAGCGAUUUGGCAUUUGACAAAUAAAAUUAACGUAGGAUUAAGUGAACCCCCAUAGCUCUAAGUAGAUAUAAGCAGAGGAUGCCAGACCCUAUUCGAUGGUCCGGACACGAUGGGAGAUUGGGAAAACUUGCCUGUGGAGUUGUUGGCUCAUUUGUACUCUUACCUGUCUAGAAGAGACCGACUCUCCUGCUCCCUGGUCUGCGAGAACUGGAAAAGUGGUCUCGAUCAUGUGAUUUUGUGGAAGACUGUGAUCGUCCAUGUGGAUUCGGACUUGAUGGAACCCAGUACCGUGAUUUUGUUAAGGGAUUAUUGUAAAUAUAUCAAAAAUCUGGAGUUUGGGUGGGCCGUCCCUCACAGAAACAACAAAUGGGCACAAGUUAGGUAUAAGGAACUGACCAAGAGAGCUGUGCGGUUUUUUCUCGUUUUGUACGACAACUACAUCCAAAUCCACAGUUUGAGGAUUUUUAACUGGUUCGACUUUAUGUCCUUCCAAAAAGUUACGUACCAUUUAUCGAGAUUCCUCAAAAACCAAGUGAGUCUCAAAAAAAUCAUCUUUGACAAUAUCAACAUGCACAGUGCGAACUACAUGAAAGUACUAACUUCUUGUUUGGGCUCUAGAGGCACUAUAACGCACUUAGACAUCCGCAGUUGUUACUACUGCCAGUCUUCAUUCGAUGCGAUCUAUUUCAGAAGUUGUAUCGAACAACUCACUUACCUGAAAAGCUUCAAACUUGAUUAUUUCAUCCUGUCGUGCAGAUUAAUUGACUCGAUUUUGACCAGUAAGAACAGAUCUUUGGAACAUUUGGAAAUUGUUUUGAAAGAAACAUCAUGGCAUGACCACGUUAUAGACGAUGAACAGUGGUGUCUACUGUGCAGUGCAUGCCCCAAUCUCAAGGUCACUCUAAUCAUUCGAAAUGUGUACCAUUACGGUGAAUUGCGCCUCUACCUCAAACAAUCGAUCCCGAUCGUGUCCCUCUCUAUUAUUCUACCACGAGUUAUGGACAGAGGAGGCAGAUGGAAUUUCGGAAAAACGCUAAAUUUACUAGUGAGCAACUACCACCGAACUCUUGAAACCAUCGAUUUGCAUAUCAAAAACGAUGGAGAAGUUGUAGACGACGUCCUUCUGCGACUGAUCCACCGCUGUUCAAAAUUGAAAAGUUUCCUCUUUAACGGCUACUUGGAAAACCCCCAACUUCUCAAAAGCUCGUUCAGCGAUAUCACCUUCUUCUGCAUGACCCCGAACUCCCUCCCCGACAAACACCUCGUUUUCAACAAAGUCAUUCGAGACGAUGUCACUGAACUGAGACACAAACGGGUGCAGUUCACCCUAAUCAAGCGUAGCCCUAAGUCAAUUUGUUCGCUACUUGUCUUAAAUUAAAGUGAAGCCCAAAUUUUUUAUUUAA
Messenger RNA from Tribolium castaneum (red flour beetle), 1420 nucleotides. RefSeq names its product F-box/LRR-repeat protein 3. Gene Ontology annotation, biological process: positive regulation of protein ubiquitination. Lineage: Eukaryota; Metazoa; Arthropoda; Insecta; Coleoptera; Tenebrionidae. Gene Ontology annotation, molecular function: protein binding. The coding region runs from base 127 to 1395 and encodes 422 amino acids. The record is from RefSeq and is a predicted model, not a curated record. The transcript is spliced from 5 exons.